UGAAAUUGUUUCAGGGACAGCGCACACACCGCUCACUUCACGAUGCGAAAACUCACAUCUUCCUGCCUCUUACCAUCAUCCGACGUCGCCAACAACGGCCAGCGGCCUCCCGACGCUCGCUGAUAUUUUUCUCCACCAUGUUGAAGACUCACAGGAGCAUGGCGGUCAAGCUCGUCGCGCUUGGCGCAUUCGUUACCUUCCUUCUCACUCUUUAUACCACACACCCGUCAUCGGCACGCCUACGGGCCUCAGUCUCGGACCUGUUCUCAAUACGGCAGCGGAGCCAGUGCACACCCGAGCAGUGGGCCAGCGGACAGUGGACCAGGCGCGACCCUCCACGGACGACGAAGCAGAACGCCUCAAGCGUCGCCGACGUUCUGGAGUUCGAGGGCUUCGACGGCUGCGCAAGCGACCGCGAGUACAACUGGCACCUUUCCGCAGACGAGAACCAGCGGGACAGGUUCCCAGAGGUGGCCGCUUACCAAUGGACACCGCCGCCGGCCUGCAACGCGCGACAAUUCAAUCGUGAGGCCUUCGUCCAGGAUCUGGUCGAGAAGGGUGGCUGGCUCUUGCUCGGAGGUGAGUACGCUAUCCUGCAUUCCCUGCCCCUUGUUGCGCGCCCACGGCCGUACCCCCGUUGUGAGCCGCCCUGAGAAGCGACCUUUUUAUUGGCAAUCUGCGGAUAGAUCUCGCUACCUCUGCUUCUCAGAAUGCUGGGAAAGGACGGUUGCAAUGCCGUUUUCCCCGUCCGUUCCUGUCUUGGGUCACCCAAGUGGCGUCGGCAAUCUUCCAGGGCUGGUCAGUUGGCUGUGCUCUCACCUUCUGCGGAUGGUCCGCGCAGCCGGUCGGGUGGAAACUGCACAGCAGCGAGUCGCUUGAGGGACGACCCUCGUUGCUGACCGCUCGUUCGUGGGUGCUGUGCAGCAGCUUCGUCUGACGAGUGACCCAAUGCGCAGAUGUGUAUUACGCACUUUCGCGUGCUUCAGGCACCAUUUACUUGUGAUAAGCUCGGGGUUUUUCUAUCACAACAGAUCACUAUCGCAAUCAGGUUGAACGCAGACGGGGCGCUAUCAACUCAACAUUGUCGCAUAAUAACAGCAUACUUACUGACGACUUGGUGCAUUCAGACUCUGUGACAGAGAACCACUUCUUUUCAUUAUCAUGCAUGCUCUACCCACAUGUCCGCGCGACGCCGAACUACACACUCAACCCGUACUUCGAUCGCGCUUGGCCACAGAACCUCUACCUCAAUCCUGAGUCACCUCUCGUUCAGAAGCUCCAUCCGCCAGAAGGCUUCAACAUCUCCAUCACGCCGCUAGUGACGUUCCGUCGCGUGGACCUUCUGCUCGCAUCAGACCAGCUGACCGAGCUCUACCGCACAACGCAGCCGUACCACGCAUCGCAAGAGAACUUUGAUCUCCUCGGCGGCGACCAGGUUUGGGAGAUCCCACCGUCCGAAUACCUCUCGCUCUUCACCGCUCCGCUUCCAGAGGCGAACUACGGCACCUUGAUCGCCAGCACGGCGGGACACUGGACGACAGGCACGUUCCGCGGGCUGCGGGACGAGACGAAGCCGUUCGAGGGCAUCGAGAACGUGCUCUCGUUCUUCAGCGACGCGAUGCCCGUGUGGGCGCGCCUGGUCCAGCAGUGGCUCACGAGCGCAGAACACUCAGCCGAGAAGAACGCGGGCGGCGGCGCAACCACCAAGGGCGGACGGAGGCGGCAGGUCAUGGUCCGCGCGUACCUGCCCGGACACGACGGCUGCCACUACAUCUUCAAACCGUGGGAGCUAUACGAGCAGGAGAACAACACGCUGUCGUACAACUGGGGCCAGAUCAAGCUGUUCAACGAGCUGUUCCAGGUGCGUGCCCCCUUGCCGCCCGCAAUCACCUGUAUAUAUUCUAACAAUCUCUUCAGUCUCUCCUGGCAAACAAGGACUUCCGCGACGUCCACUUCCUCCCGAUAGACCGGCCGGCGCUGCUCCGGCCAGACUCAGUAAGUGAACUUACGUCCUU
This is a messenger RNA of Phanerochaete carnosa HHB-10118-sp, 2015 nucleotides long. RefSeq lists its product as uncharacterized. Lineage: Eukaryota; Fungi; Basidiomycota; Agaricomycetes; Polyporales; Phanerochaetaceae. The record is from RefSeq and is a predicted model, not a curated record. The transcript has a single exon. Bases 1166 to 1966 code for a protein of 266 amino acids.